This is a messenger RNA of Helianthus annuus (common sunflower), 1731 nucleotides long. RefSeq names its product receptor-like cytoplasmic kinase 176. Gene Ontology annotation, biological process: protein phosphorylation. The record is from RefSeq and is a predicted model, not a curated record. Gene Ontology annotation, molecular function: protein kinase activity; ATP binding. Bases 488 to 1624 code for a protein of 378 amino acids. Lineage: Eukaryota; Viridiplantae; Streptophyta; Magnoliopsida; Asterales; Asteraceae. The transcript is spliced from 6 exons.
UGGCAUCAACCUUUUGUCUUCUUCCCGGUUUUAUAAAUCAAAGUCUUAAAAAAUGUCACUAAUUUAAUCCGAUCAUUGAACUCUUCCUUCGAUUCCUUCAUUUUCCACCAACAAUUUAACCUUAAACAAUCUAUUUCCUUAUUCAAAUUGACAAAUUAGACACUUGUUUAAUACUUUAAUUGAAAAUUAUAGAUGGUAUUUGACGUAUUUUUCAUAGAGAAAGCAAGUUGCAGUGAUGAAUUAAUGGAUUAUAAGUCAACUCUUCUGUCAUUGGCUUUAUUCAAGAAAGGUUCUCGUGAUGCCAACCCUAUACAUGUAGACUUUCAUGUAUAUGUUCACACCCCCACCAACUGUUUGAUAUAAUUCCUCAAUGAGUUGUUUUCACAGUCUCAUUACUGAUUCAUACAGAAACAUAACAACACAUAUAUUCUCUCAUUGUCUUUCCUUUAUACAACCUGUAAUUUGAAUCACAAGUAAAAAGAUUCAAAUGGGUUCUUGUUUCAGUGUUGGGUUGAAAAUAGAAAGUUCUUGCCAUGAAGUUAAGGUUACAUCUGCAACAGUACCACCUAGCCCGCGAAGCCAAGAUGAGAUUUUGCGAUCGGCGAAUUUGAAAUCGUUUAGUUUCCAAGUACUUAAAACAGCCACCAGGAACUUCCGGCCCGAUAGUGUGUUGGGUGAAGGCGGUUUCGGUUUAGUUUUUAAAGGUUGGAUAGACGAGCAGUCACUUAUAGCAGCCAAACCCGGCACAGGAACUGUUAUUGCUGUAAAAAGAUUGAAUCAAGACGGUCUUCAAGGUCACCAAGAAUGGUUGACGGAAAUUAAUUAUUUGGGGCAGCUAUAUCAUCCGAAUCUGGUACAGUUAAUCGGUUACUGCCUAGAGGAUGACCAAAGGCUCCUUGUGUACGAGUUCAUGUCACGUGGCAGCUUGGAAAACCAUCUUUUUAGGAGGAGUUCUUACUUUCAACCUCUUUCGUGGAACCUGCGUUUAAAGGCUGCUCUUGGCGCUGCUAAGGGGCUUGCGUAUCUUCAUAGCCCAGAAGCGAACGUGAUAUAUCGUGAUUUCAAGUGUUCAAAUAUCUUGAUUGAUUCUGACUACAAUGCAAAAUUAUCUGACUUUGGGUUGGCUAAGGACGGGCCGUUGGAUGGGAAAAGUCAUGUAUCCACAAGGGUCAUGGGUACUUAUGGAUAUGCAGCCCCUGAGUAUAUGGCAACAGGUCACUUAACUGAACGAAGCGACAUCUACAGUUUUGGGGUGGUUCUUCUUGAAAUCAUGACAGGAAGACGAUGCAUUGACAAAAACCGUCCAUCGAACGAACAAGUGUUGGUAGACUAUGCUAGGCCUUAUUUGACAAGCAAAAGAAGGGUUCUUCACAUAAUGGACCAGCGGAUCGUCGGUCAGUACUCUUCGGAAGUAGCAACGAGAGCUGCAGUUCUUGCAAUGAAGUGUCUCUCGAGAGAACCAAAGUGCAGACCGACUGCUGAUGAGUUGGUCAAUGUGUUGGAACAACUUCAAGAAUUGCAAAAAGGGUGGGAUAGUUGUAGAAAAGAAACGGGUCGGAAACAUAAUGGCAACAAAAAUGUUGGUAACGCUAGGCAGGUGGCUUCUAGAGGUGGUAGUGUUUGAAAGAGUGAGAGACCAUAGAGUACUUGUACAGUCAUGAUUUGUAAUUUCAGAAGGUGUAACAAAAAAAAUGUGAAAAUUGCAUAAAAAGUUAAGCGGUUUCCUGCCAA